This is a messenger RNA of Cricetulus griseus (Chinese hamster), 1632 nucleotides long. NCBI's taxonomy places the organism in Eukaryota, Metazoa, Chordata, Mammalia, Rodentia, Cricetidae. The record is from RefSeq and is a predicted model, not a curated record.
GGGGCAGAUGGCAUCCGAGGUCUGAAGGGCACCAAGGGCGAGAAGGGUGAAGACGGCUUCCCUGGGUUUAAAGGCGACAUGGGAAUAAAGGGUGACCGGGGGGAGAUCGGCCCACCUGGUCCCCGAGGAGAAGAUGGUCCUGAAGGUCCAAAGGGUCGUGGUGGUCCCAAUGGUGACCCUGGUCCUCUGGGACCCACUGGGGAGAAGGGGAAGCUCGGAGUGCCAGGAUUACCAGGGUACCCUGGAAGACAAGGGCCAAAGGGCUCUAUUGGAUUCCCUGGCUUCCCAGGUGCCAACGGAGAGAAGGGCGGCAGGGGGACACCUGGAAAGCCAGGACCGAGGGGACAGAGAGGCCCAACGGGUCCGAGGGGUGAGAGAGGCCCACGGGGCAUCACAGGGAAGCCUGGUCCUAAGGGCAACUCUGGAGGCGAUGGCCCAGCUGGCCCUCCUGGUGAGCGGGGACCCAAUGGACCCCAAGGACCCACAGGCUUCCCUGGACCCAAGGGUCCCCCGGGCCCACCAGGCAAGGAUGGACUCCCUGGACAUCCUGGACAGAGAGGCGAGACCGGCUUCCAAGGCAAGACUGGCCCUCCAGGACCCCCGGGAGUGGUUGGCCCUCAGGGUCCCACAGGAGAAACCGGUCCAAUGGGAGAGCGUGGCCACCCUGGCCCUCCAGGCCCCCCUGGUGAACAGGGCCUUCCAGGAGUUGCUGGAAAAGAAGGGACUAAGGGGGACCCAGGCCCUGCAGGCCUCCCUGGAAAGGAUGGCCCUCCAGGAUUGCGUGGAUUCCCUGGGGACCGAGGACUUCCCGGCCCUGUGGGAGCUCUUGGGCUAAAAGGCAGCGAAGGCCCCCCGGGCCCUCCAGGUCCUGCGGGUUCUCCAGGAGAGAGAGGACCAGCUGGGGCUGCGGGGCCCAUCGGAAUUCCAGGGAGACCUGGGCCUCAGGGACCUCCGGGGCCAGCUGGAGAGAAAGGGGUUCCUGGCGAGAAAGGUCCACAAGGCCCAGCUGGCCGAGAUGGCCUCCAAGGUCCUGUGGGGCUUCCUGGUCCAGCCGGCCCCGUCGGUCCUCCUGGAGAAGAUGGAGAUAAGGGAGAGAUCGGGGAGCCAGGGCAGAAAGGAAGCAAGGGGGACAAAGGCGAGCAGGGUCCUCCUGGACCUACGGGUCCUCAAGGCCCCAUUGGACAGCCAGGUCCCUCGGGAGCAGAUGGUGAGCCAGGUCCUCGUGGACAGCAAGGCCUGUUCGGGCAGAAAGGAGACGAAGGCUCAAGAGGUUUCCCAGGACCACCGGGGCCAGUGGGAUUACAGGGUUUGCCAGGACCUCCAGGAGAGAAGGGUGAGACAGGAGAUGUGGGCCAGAUGGGACCUCCUGGUCCCCCAGGCCCCCGAGGACCCUCUGGAGCUCCAGGUGCUGAUGGGCCACAGGGUCCUCCCGGAGGAAUUGGCAACCCUGGUGCAGUGGGAGAAAAGGUAAUGUCCAUCUACUUAUCCCAGUGUCUGCCCUAUAGCUACAUGAGAAGUAGUGUGUUUGUGUGUACAUGGAGUCCUGUGUGCCUGUGUGCGUAUGCACUCGUGUGCCUGCGAAUGUGCACACACAAGCAUGUAUGCCUAUGUGUUUGAGACACUCCCAUUACA